CGCUCUGAACUACAUUCCGACAAUUGAAUUUAUAGAAAAAAAAAUUUUUAGUUGCGAGAAAAGUAUUGUCUUUUUCAAGAUGUACGAUCUGGCUUUUGUAUUGAUUAAAUCUGUUAUCGAUAGAAAAUACAUUUUAACAAAACCUAUUGUUGCGCUAAACUGCAAGUUUAUCCGGGUUUACUUUCCUGCUUCUAUCAACAAAAAUUUUAUGCUUUUAUCAUGUAUAUCAGUUAUGAAUGAAAUCUCUUAUUCUUGUCUUAUUUCUGUUUUAAAGUUUAGAACUCUAAGCUGAAAUCAAAAUGCUGAUUGAUUACUUCUAUUCAUCUGUGUUCUAGCUGAAAAGAUACAGGAAAGAUUACCUUUUAUUUUACCUUUCCGUGAAUGGCAAUCAAUGAAAUUGUUCCUUCAAUUCAAGAAAUGAAUUUUAAGCUGGAAAUUAGUCAUCCUGACUACUCCGUUAGCAGAAUAUUUACAUUGCAUUUGCAGUCAUUUCAUCAUUAAGGCAAAUGUAGAGUUAAUUUAUUUUCAAUUAUAACUAUUAAAACUGCAAAAACUGUUCAACGUAUCAUGCUAUUAGAGCUAUUUCUUCAGGAUCGAAUUAAUUAUUUGUAUUGUUUAGAACAUCAACUAUAAAUAGCAAUGUAAGUUCCACAAGGAUCGUACUUCAAAAGUUCGAACGAAGGAAAGCAAAGGCAGCCAACUCUUAUCACUAGUAAAGGAAGCGGAAAGGUGUGUCGAAGAUCUCACGUCAUGUGUCCUCAGUGCAGCCACGAGCGGCAGUCUUUCCAUGGCGUUACUCAAGGAAAAAGAGAAACAGCUUUCCUUAUGGAAAAGAAGACAGCAGCUUCUCUGGAAAAUGAAAGCAGGAUUCGAAAAACUAAAAGUUCCUGGACCCCCUGCUUCCGUCUUGUUAGAAGUGGUUGGAACGAAAGCUCUCAAAGUAAAAUUUACUGAAAAUGAAACAGCGAGAGAGCCAGAAACAAUCGCUACCAAAUACAAAGUUGAGUGGAGCGUAAGGCCAGAUUUUCACCCCCUGUCUGGUUCGAGAGAAAUGAUGAAUCUUCAGAAACUGGAAAUGGUUCUCUCAGACCUUAUCCAUGGUGUCCCAUACUAUGUUCGAGUGGCCGCAGGUAAUUCGAAAGGUUAUAGUCAAUACACUGCAGCUACUCCUCCAAGUGCGGCUCCUUCCAGUUGGAUGGAUGUGGAUGGCAAAAAAUCUAGAUCAUUAGGCCGUCUUUGCCAACUGGAUUGCGUGUUUCAUCAAAUUAUAUUUUCCAGACCUCCAUGUUCUUCUGAAAUCAAAGAUCUUGUUUUCACUCACACGCUAGAAACACCUCAACAGCAACGGAGACAAGUUAGGAAGAGUAUCAAAAAUCUUUUUACUCCUACUCCUAAGUUCCAGAAAACUAUGAAAAGAGGGGUAUAUCUUGCCUGCCUUAUGUACACGGACCACAGGGUAUUGGUAACAACGGAAGAUACGUUACCAGUGAUGGAAGUAGAUGAAACUUGUCCAAGCUGUUUAAACAACGACUUUCACUGGUUAAUGAAGGUGGCUUGUACAUGGGAAGAUGCUAAAGCUCUUCGCAUGGAGAUGGAAAAGACGCCCAGUUCUUCCGCCAUCCACUUUAGAAGUAAACUGCUGCAAGCAGCGGAAAUGAUGCAGACUGCCUUAGGAGUUCAAGAUCUCGGUCAGUUUUACUACAAGCCCAUUAAGGAUUCCGACGAUACUACGGUACUAUGUACUGUAAAAUAUGUUCCAGAUGCAAAGACUGUAAACAACUUAUCCCUUAGAUGGGUUCCUCUUGCGAAGUUGCAGCGAAAGUUGAGCAUCAACACUGAAACGUGCCAGGAAGUUUCCACUGUCAAUAGCCUAUUACUGUCAUCGACACAGGCUAUGAUGGCGUACAAUCACGUCAGUCGAAUACCUCUUCCAAAAGGACUUUACGUCGCUUAUGUUAAAAUUAGUAGUUCCGUGGAUCUCAUACGUGUUCUGGUGCCCAAGAAAGCUCCUAAUGUUCUUCCUUACUACAGAGUUCGCGAAAAUCCACAUGUUUCUUGUGAUGAAUGGGGGUGGGUGAAGUCGCAAGGUGGCGAACAAAAGAUAGCAAAUCCAACUGUAGCGCAACUGAAGUUCCAGAAAGCCCUAUCUUCUGCAAUAAGGAAUUUAUUAACACUCUUAGAAGUGCCGUCGGAUCAGGCUGCAGAUCACAGAAUAUGCGACGUUGAGGUGAUAGAGUUAAAUCCAGAAGUGUCGCUCAUACUUCUACUGCCCCCUGUCGACUCUGUUUGCUCAGCACCCGGACAGAAAGAUGACGUCACAGACAGGACAGACUGUGUCCUUCUUCCUUUACAGAUUUUCGAAAUGAUUCACAUGAGUACUUAUCAACAUAUUUUCAUAUCAAGAUACUCUAGAAUUUCUUCAAUUUUGGAAAUGGACACUAUUGUAGCGCAACAUGUGCAUCGCCAGGCAUUUUCUACCACAGAACUCGCCUCUGCUAAAUCAAGACUCAGGCAACUUCAACAAUUCCAAUCUCAAGUGGACAAUACCUGGCGAUCAGUGCGUUGGCUUAUGGACGUCUUAAAUUUUGCGCGAGAAAAACAGCCACCAGGUGGCAUUUUGUUAAGUAAUAUUCUUAUCGAUAUAGCCGAUUCUCCUUCUGCCAGCCCUUCUCAGUCACCUCAUCAUGUGCAACCACUUCAUACGCUUCAAGUACCUACCGAACUGCCUGGUCUAAAAUCUUUCCAUGGCAUGCCUCCUGCAGUGUCUAUUAGGAUUACAGGUUCAACUUCAAGUUUCUCCUUAACAGAUGCAAAUAAUAGUUCAACGGAACCUGCGUUGAACAAUUCAGAGAUGAGACGUUGUGCAUCAACUUCUGGUCUGCUCUUAGUAGCUGGAACCAGUGAUGAUAUUUUAACAGAGGAUUAUGCUAGACAACCUCAACCAUCUACUUUAAUGCUCUUGGACGAUCGAUCUAAAGCUUACAGCACCGAAACAUUGAGUGUAACAUACAAGGUAGAUAGUUGUGCAAGUGGUAGGUAUGACACCACAUCCGCGGCUGCAACUCCAGUCAACGAGGACGAAGAAAGCUCUGAGAAGGGUCAGGUAGACGAAGAUACAUUAUCCCAAGAAGGGAUUGUCAUCAACGUAAUGCCUGAUCAUGGAAGCAAUCAUUCAUUAUCUUCCAACGAGGCUGUACCAGAAAUGGAAGAGUUUGAUGAUGACAUCAGUGAUUACAAGGAGCAACAAAUGGAUGAACUUCUACAAUUGCCCCACGAUGACAGUAGAGAUCACCCGAGUGAAGAUGAAGAUAGCCUUACCGACUGCGGAUUGCAAUUUAGAGUGCUACACAGUGAAAACGAAGAAUUUAGAGUGCUACACAGUGAAAGCGAGGAUGAUUAUGCUUUCAUUAGGGCUAUUCUGGAUUCUGAACUACCUUGCCAAGAAACAGAUAUUGAUUGUUCCGCCGAUGUACUUAAAGUAGCCGUGGAUUAUUCGGACGAAUUACCUCCGGACACGAGUGUCCGACUUCAUAUUAACCCAGAUGCAAGCGCGCGAGAGAUUGUUGAUUCAGUGAUUUGCCAAGUAAACGAAGCUGUGAUGGAAGGGCAGCAGAAAAGUGAAGCAUACAUAAGCGAUCAAAACAUGGGUGAUAUUUGCCUUGUAGUGUCCUUCGACAGUACGGAGCGAUAUCUCAGUGAUUCCUUCCAACCUCUCAAAGUACAGAAUCCUUGGACCAAAGGCAGACUACUUGUAAAACGAAGAACCAAUGUCUGUGCGUCCGGUCUUGGACAGUAACAGCAAAGAGCUUUCUUUUAUUUGACAUUUUACAUUCCCACCAAAGUACUGAAUCUCUCCUCCGAAUCAGAGGGUAGAUUCUCUAUGUGUAAGAUGGCUCUUUAAAUAUCCAUAAGUAAUAUUACACCACAGCUUUCAAAGGUUUCAUACAAUAUUUAUUUUUUCCUGCUGCUAAUCGUUAAGUAUUCUUCGCAGGCUGCUUUACUUCCGAGAUAAGUGUAUACCUAACCCGCACAAUAAUGCUCAUUUUAAAAUAAUAAUGCUAUUCAUUGAAAUACUUUUAAAUUUUCAGAAUCUGUCUUUCACUAGAUGAUUUUUAUAUGGCUUUAAUUCAACUGUUUAGUUUUUUAAGUUUCUAAUUAUGCAGUAAUGAAGUAUUUUGCUACAGCUGACGUACUUCUAUUAUCACGCUGUGCAAAGCAUUACAAACUUUAAAGCCAAAUCGUUUCGCUGUUUAUGUCCGAGACCUUGAAAUUGAUUUUUUUAUAUAAUUUAAUCUCAAUAUUUUUGAAGGCAGUAAUAGCAGAUUCUAAAUGACAACAUAUCACAGAAUUAGAUGUGUUUUAGAACUUAAAAAUGAAAUUUAUGUUAAAGUAUUUAAACUUAUUUUCGUUUUUAUUUAGCUGUAAACUUUUACAUUAGGCUAAGGCUAUGCGAAAUAAAUUUGGUAAAUAUUUAUUUUUUUUCAGACGUUUCGUAAAUGAAUAACUUCAAAAGUCCCAUUAAAUCACUUCUUAAAAUUAUUUCAGGUGGCGUUAAGCUAAACUUAAUUUCAAAAUGCUGAAACCUAAUUAAGAUUUAAAGUAGAAAUAAACUUAUUGUGCAUAUUUCAGCAUGUAAAUUGAAAGUGAAAUACGCCGAUAUAAAAAUUAAAAUUAUUCAAAAAAGCAGCUUGAGACUGACGUAGAUUAUGAAUAAACUUCUAAUGAUUUCGAGGGCUAUCUGACGUGGGUCUAUCUUUUUCAGGAACGACAAAAAUUGAAAAAAAAGUGUUUAUAGUCAUUUGAAAUUUUUUUUAUGUCUGAGUAAGAAGUAUUAAGCCAGAUUCCGUUCAAUAUUAAUAGAAUUUUAUUCAACAUCUACGUCAAUUUAAGGUUGCCUUUUUGCCUAAUUUUUAAUAUUUUUUAACAUAUCAUGGUUUAUUUGAUUUCUUCGUUUCCUCAUAUGAAGAUGUCCCCCAGCCCCUCCGCAAGAUUUCUAUAUUAGUGCUGAAUGUCAGACUUCACUAAAAGAUUGAAAUGGAGUGUUAAUUAUUUUAAUGGAAUAAACGUUGUUAUUUUGGUUCUUAUUAACAAGUGAGAAUAUUAAACUAGCAUGUUAUGGCUUUAUCAGCAUUUAUCAAACAAUCGUGUUCUAUAUGCAGAAAUUAUUUCCAUUUAGAACACUAUUGCUUGGUGCUUUUGGAUAAAUUUUUUAAACGUCUGGCAUACUUUAAAUUAAAUUUUACUAUAAAGUGAAUAACAUUGGCCCAAAAAUAAUGGAAUUCGCUUCUGAGAAUUUUAUGUAAUAUUUGUAAAGUAAAAAUACUAUUUUUAAUAUAUUGACAUUUUCACACUUUUUAAAAUAAUAUGCAUUUGUAAUUUAUUUUAUUUUAUGAUAUUAUACUGCAACGCAAAUGAUUAUUUAUUUAAAAUUGCAAUUGCUUAACUAAAUAUGAAGAAUAAUGUCCACGAAAUAUACUCUUAAUCCUAUUGUUAUUUUACAUCCAUUUUUUGAGAAUGUAUAAGCUAGGUUUGCAUUUUCCAAAUAUUUGGAAAUAAGACUUAUUUUUCUUGCGAGUUUUAGAUUAGAAACCUUUGAAAGCUCAAAAAUAGGUGCUUUUCUAGUAGGUUAACUUAUUAAUUAACAGUUGUAAAUGGUUUUUGUUAUAUGUUUUGUGUUUCGAUUAGUGUUGUCUUGUGCUGUGAAUACUUUUUUCGAAUUGCUGAAAGAAUGUGUAAAUAAUGAUUUGAAUUUUCUUUGGAAGCUGUUACUAUUAUAGAGAUUGUACGGAAGAAUAGAAGAAUAGAAUUAAUCGGUCAAGAAACUUAUAAAUAGCUGUAAAGAUAAAAGUUUGUAGAGUUAUAUUAAUAAAUAGGCUAAAAUUAUGAAGUUAAAUUACCUAUAACAAGAGGAAAAUCUAUCACGAAAUUCGUAGAAUUCGAUACAUCGAAAAAUGCGUGAAUAUUUCUAGAAGGUUGGUAAACAUUACAAAUGAUAAAUAGCAGAUAGUUUAUAAACUUCUUAAAUUACAUUAUCGUAAAUGCAGAUAGUUUCUUAGAUAAGAAAUAUCUAAAAUAAUAUUGCAUUAUUUUUGUAAAAGCUUUUAUACUCCUUUAAUUUGCUAUGCCUCAUAAUUGAAGUAAACGUAUUUGAGAUACCAAAUUUUAUAUCAUAAUUCUAGAAAUUUUGGUAAUCAUCAGAUUAGAUGCGCUGAAAAACUAGAAUAAAAAUUUGCUAUGAAAAUAGAUCUGUUAUAAUUUUUUUCCCUCUAUAAAAUUAGCUAUGUAAUGUUUGUGUAUAUACGUACAAAUCAGUGGUUCUCAGCCAUUUUUACUCUAUGCACCCCUUUUACCAUUGCUAAACGUUCAUUUCUCUUUCCCUCAUUUUGAAAACUCAAAAAAUACAUUUAUUUCACUUUAGAUUACUUUUUAAUGUAUGUCCCGAAUUAAACAAGGAAAAGUAUAAAAAGUGUUGAUAAUUACCAAAACUUGAAUCAAAAUAGUUUUUUAUAUCUAUAAAUUAAAUAGUUAACAGGUAAAUAAAAGGCUGACUGCGUUCUUUCCCACCCCUGAAACAGUAAAAUUCAUUCCCCAGGGGGAAUUCUUCCAUGGUUGAAAACUCCUGAUGUAAAAUAUACUCAGCAAAAUUCCAUUCUCUGAAAUUUAUAUGCAGAUCGGUGCUGCCAUCUAUUGCACAAAUCUUGAAAUGUAAAUAAACGGCAGAAAUUAAAAUUUACAUCUUAAUAAAAGAAAAUAUGAAUCUGACAGUGUUAUAACUUUUUAAAUAAUUCAGAAUAACCUGCAGUAUUAUAAUUUUAUCAUAAACAUGCCCAAUUUCUUUACUGCAAUAUAUUUGAUGUCUUAUUUUUUUUUAUUCUUUUAAAAUUAUUUUGACAUAAUAAAUAUUUAACUGCAUUAAGGUUAUUUUGACAAAACAGUGAAAAUAAAUGAUAUUUCUUAAAUAUUACUGAUGAUAUUAUUAAUAUAAUCGUAGAAAAUAAAUAUUUUUAAAUGGCAAAUCAACUUCGGGAAAUGAUUUUUAAACGAAGUUUUGUAAGUCUAAAAUAUUUAGUAAUACUGCAAAAGGGAAUUAAAUUUAAGAUGAAAACAAAAAACGCAACGAUGGUAGCAAGGGAAAGGACCCAGCAUAUGCUAUAAAGCUGAGAGGAAAUUAUAUGAUAUGAUUGCACUUUAAAAAAAAUGUAAAGAAUGUGAGCUAAGCAAUCAUGUGUUUGAUUGAAAUAAAUUCAUAGCUGCUUUCUCUUAAUAUAGUUUUAAUAACACACAUCUUUUACAAGCGUGCUUAACUGUACCUGGUAAUUUAAGAGUUAUAAAUAGGGAAUUGGCAAAGAAUGUAUUUAUUUCUUUGCUAACCUCAUGUUUCAAUACUUAUAUUAAUUCACAAGAAGGUUAACUGUGAAGUGUCAUUCUUUUAUGAAAUGCUAAAGAUUGCUCAUUAUUUCAUGUGUUUUAUGUCCUUUUAUUACACAUUAACUGUCAUAAUCUAUUAUUGUAUCCUGAAAUUGAAACAUUGAAAUAUGGAAGAUUUUAAAUCUUAAGAGUGGAAGAAACGUUAUUUUUGAAAUGUAUGAAAAAUAAUAAAUAAUGCAAUUUCUGUUUAUGAUACUACUACAUUGCCAUAAAGAAGUCUUCACAAGUGAAGAUGCCAUAUGAAUGCCAUGAACUUCAUGGCUACAAUGCCAUGCAGAAGUCUUCACAAGUGAAUAUUAGCAGCAAGAAACAGGUAUACUUAGGAGAGAUGCUGAGGAGAGAUGUCUAUUAAAAGCUGUAAAAUCCUUUGGUACAUAUUUUAUGUAUAAAAGAAAAAGGAAAAGUGACUGCUAUAUAAUCAUAAUAGACUAAUCGCAGCAGAGUACAGUAUAAUAGAUUUCGGAAACUAUUCUUUUGUGAAACUGUUUAUGCUGUUAUUCUUUCCAUCAGUUUCUCUUCAUUUAAUGCUGUAAUUCCUCCCAUAAUAUAUAUCCCAUUUUAUGCUAUAAUUCCUCCCAUAUACAAAAAAUUGUUAAAAUUUAUGUAGCUUUCAUAUGUAAGUUUUUAAUUCUUCAAAAGUUAAAAGAGACUUAUAAAAGUAAUAUGUACCUCUCUUUAUAGAUAUUAAAGUAAACAAACUGAAAAAAACUUGAGUGAUGGAUCGUUGAAACUCAUGAGAGUAACAAAAAGGAGACUAAGUUUUUUUUGUCCAAAAAAGUGUGUCUUGUGCUGUGAAAAAAAGUGUGUCUUGUACUGUCCAAAAAAGUGUGUCUUGUGCUGUUUGUCCCUGAAGGACUAUAGUUUUCAUUUGCGAUUUUGCUUCGAAUCACUAUAAACGGCCUAUCACUUUUCAAAUUAUUGCCAUCAAAUGUUAAAGUCCUACGUU
Stegodyphus dumicola is the source of this 8374-nucleotide messenger RNA. RefSeq names its product ankyrin repeat and fibronectin type-III domain-containing protein 1-like. Lineage: Eukaryota; Metazoa; Arthropoda; Arachnida; Araneae; Eresidae. Gene Ontology annotation, cellular component: spindle. The record is from RefSeq and is a predicted model, not a curated record. Gene Ontology annotation, biological process: regulation of establishment of bipolar cell polarity; establishment of mitotic spindle orientation; signal transduction. Gene Ontology annotation, molecular function: protein binding.